AUGCUCGAUGAGUACGACGACGCCAACAUCCACGCUGGUGCACACCUCUCCUACGAAACCGUGCGUCUCCCCAUCAUCUGGAAAAUCGUCACCACCACACUCGUCGGCAUGUCGAGCAUCAUCAAUGUCGAUUUGCUGGGCGUAGCAACAAACCCAGGCUACUUCUCCAACCUUCUCCCCAGUAACGUGACAACCCCGACCACCAUCAAGCUGCUGAGCUACAACGACACGUUCGCGGCCAAUGUCCUGGGUCCCGAUGCCACGGCGCGCCAGCUGUAUGAUCUGGAUUGGCAGGCGUUCCAUGAAAUGGGGACGUAUAACCGCGAAACCAACUCUGUGUACGUGACUUCGAAUUACCAGAGUCUGGAUAAUCCAAUCAACGUCACCGUCAUUGAUCUCGGCAACAACUAUUCCAUUUCGUCGAAACGGUACAAGGACGUCAACGAGGCAAACGGCGGCACGAAUUGGUUUCCUCCGGGAUUCGAGCAGGGCAAUGGAACGACGGCGCCGCGGCUUUUGUUCUGCGAUGAGGGCGAUUUCAAUGCGUAUUCGCAAUUGACUUCUGUUGAUCCUGUGACGGGCGAGUCGGAAGUCAUACUCAACAACUAUCUAGGCCGCAAUUUCUCGAGCAUCAACGACAUCCGACAGCACCCCGUAACAGGAGAUCUUUGGUUCACAGACGCGCAAUAUGGCUACUUCCAAUACUUCCGGCCUAAGCCUACGAUCCCGAACCAAGUAUACCGCUUCACGCCCUCGACCGGCGAAAUUGCCGUCGUCGCAAGUGGCUUCUCGCAGUCCAACGGUCUGGAAUUCAGCCCUGAUCUCAAGACUCUCUACGUGAGCGAUACGGGCGCGCAGGAAUUCGACCAGAACUUCACCCGCCCUGCAACGAUAUACGCGUUUGAUAUCCAGGAAGAUUCGCGGACGCUGGCGAACCGUCGGACGUUUGCGUACGUGGAUACGGGAUUCCCAGAUGGGAUUCACACCGAUACCGACGGAAACCUCUGGGCAGGUUGCGGCGAUGGACUGCACGUAUGGAGUCCUCAGGGGACGCUAUUAGGCAAGGUCUGGAUUGGCGUUGACUCGAACAACUUUGCCUUCCUUCCGGGUAAGGUGUUGGUGUUUAGCAAUGCACAGCUUUGGAUCGUGGAGGGGAUCAAAGCAGUGGGGAGAGAGAUCUGCAGGGAUUUUGGUGUCUCGUGCUAG
Periconia digitata is the source of this 1206-nucleotide messenger RNA. The record is from the annotation of a GenBank genome assembly. Lineage: Eukaryota; Fungi; Ascomycota; Dothideomycetes; Pleosporales; Periconiaceae.